AUGGGCUUUUCUUGUCCUAUUAAUUUUGACCAGAAGGCAAGGCUGCUUUCUUCAUCUCUUGAACUCUCAAAAUCUCAAAAAGCCCUUCCCCCAUCAGCAGCAAGAAAAGCUCCAAUUCUUUUUUUUUCUUCUCAUUGUUUCACCUUUCAAAUUGCUGAUGAGAAGAUCCAGCAGAAUCCCACCUCGACCCCAUCCUCCCCGCCGCCACCACCCGCCGCCGCGACCGCCGCCGCCGCGUCCAAGAUCCCGUUCCGGCCCCGCAAGACCCGGAAGCUCACGAACCAACGGCUGGACCCCGAAACCGCCGCCGCCGCCUUCCCUUCCCGUUCUCGCCGCCCCCGAAUCCUCAAACCCCUGUCUUCCGACGGCGAGAUCGAGCUCGCCCUCGGCCACCUCCGCCGCGCCGACCCUUUGCUCUCCGCCCUCAUAGGCUCCCUCGAGGCCCCCACCUUCGCCUCCUCGGCCCGCCCUUUCCUCGCCCUCGCCAGGAGCAUCCUCUACCAGCAGCUGGCCACCAAGGCCGCCCAGACCAUCUACGCGCGCUUCCUCGCGCUCUUCGGCGGCGGCGGCGGCGGCGGCGAGGACGGCGAGGACGGCGUCUCCCCCGACUCGCUCCUCGCGCUCUCGCCCCAGCAGCUGCGGCAGGCCGGGGUCUCCGGCCGCAAAGCCGGGUACCUCCACGACCUCGCCGAGAAUUUCAGGAGCGGCGCGCUGUCGGACGAGUCGAUUCUCGAGAUGGAGGACGAGGCUCUCCUGACCGCGCUGACGAGGGUCAAGGGAAUCGGGGUCUGGUCGGUUCAUAUGUUCAUGAUGUUCUCGCUCCACCGGCCUGACGUCUUGCCCGUGGGUGAUCUCGGAGUGAGGAAGGGCGUGCAGGCAAUGCACGAGCUCAAGGAGCUGCCUAAGCCACUGGAGAUGGAGGAGCUCUGCGAGAAGUGGAGGCCUUAUAGGUCUGUCGGGUCUUGGUACAUGUGGAGGCUCAUGGAGUCCAAGGCCGCAGCCGCAAAGGCAAUGCCGGCUUCGGCGCCUGCUCCGGUGCAGAGUCGAUGAAAUUGCUUGUUAACGUUGGUCAGCAUUGGUAAUACUAAUCAGCAUUCUUUGCAGUUUUCUGCUUCUUGCUGUCCUAUGUUGUGCCUUUGUUCCAAUCGGUUCUAGUGUAUGUUUAAAUUAGGUGCCUUUGGAAUAUUGAUGGAUUAUUUAUCAGCCUUCUUGAUGAUCUUAAUCUAUGAAGCUGCAAGAUGCAGAGGUUUUACCU
Messenger RNA from Eucalyptus grandis, 1255 nucleotides. Its product is annotated as DNA-3-methyladenine glycosylase 1. NCBI's taxonomy places the organism in Eukaryota, Viridiplantae, Streptophyta, Magnoliopsida, Myrtales, Myrtaceae. The transcript has 2 exons. Gene Ontology annotation, cellular component: protein-DNA complex; nucleus. Bases 1 to 1050 code for a protein of 349 amino acids. Gene Ontology annotation, molecular function: DNA-7-methylguanine glycosylase activity; alkylated DNA binding; DNA-3-methyladenine glycosylase activity. Gene Ontology annotation, biological process: DNA alkylation repair; base-excision repair, AP site formation; base-excision repair. The record is from RefSeq and is a predicted model, not a curated record.